CGCGCGCUCAGUUACUCUGUGAUACUACAUCUUGCGGCCUCAUCGACCGACGAUAUAAUAUUUCGAGCAAAAAUAUGUGUAUUCGAUAGAAACCGUCUGUGAUAUAGCAUUAAGUAUAGUGAUAAUAGUGACGUUUUAAUCAAGAGAAUACAUAAGGAUUUUCAUGAAUAUAAUUCAAAAUGAUAUUACUCAGAAUAUUUAUGUACACUGUGUUGGCAAUAUUGAGUACCUCUACGAUAGUGCAAUGUGUGAGUGUAUUAGGGCCGCGUAUACUUCGGCCACAUAGCUCGUAUAAAGUAUCAAUAGCAGGAGGAUCUCGGGCACAUAACUUGUAUGUGGCCGUAGAGGGGAAGAGAUCGACAGGAGAACAAUUUACACAAGGGAGAGAGGUUCAGAUCCCGGCCGCUACCUCAAAACUUAUUAAUAUUGAAAUCAAUGACCCUGGGCCUGGUAAAUAUAAGCUGGUAGCCAGGUCAACAUCGGGACCUCAGUUCUCAUCGUCAGCACCCUUGGUGUACCAACCUCGCAGUUUUUGCAUCUUCGUACAAACAGACAAAAAAGCGUACCAGCCUGGCGACACUCUUAACUUUAGAGUUAUUGCUUUAGACAAGUACCUGUUGCCGCUGUCGAAUGCUGUGGAUGUUAGUAUUUUGGAUACGGGAGGGUCUCCUGUGAGGCAAUGGGCUGGAGUAGCUUUGGACAGGGGAGUGUUCAGCGGGGAACUCGUGCUCGCAGACGAACCUGCUUUGGGGCAAUGGACCGUACAGGUGGAAGUCCGGGGUCAAAUAUACUCAAAGCAUAUUAUGAUCGCAGAUUAUGUUCUGCCAAAAUUCCAAAUGGAUAUGGAUAUACCUAAAGAGGUAUUGUUUAGUGAAGGCUCUUUCAAUAUAAACCUCACAGCAAAACAUUUCAACGGACUCCCCGUAACAGGGGAACUCACAAUAUCUGCAUACGCAGUGUUCUUCUCGAAUCUUCUACAGCCCGUGUUUUCGAACCCCGCUCGUAAAGUGAUCGACUUCAAUGGCAAUGCCAUAGUUCCCUUUAACUUGAAGACUGACCUCGAUCUAGCCGAGGACGCCGCAAGACCACUAGUAGUUGAGGCUGUACUAGAGGAAAAAGAUACAUUAAUAAAACAAAAUGUAUCUACGAGGAUAUUGCUGUUACGUACUCCUUAUCGACUGAAAAUCACAGCACCUGACUAUUUCAAGCCAAGACUGCCUUUUAAUGUCCAAAUUGAACUGGUAAACUCUACUGGGCAUACAUUAGACGUAUCAGACGAUGUCUCCGUGGAGAGACUGUGGGAUGAUGGUGCUCCAGUUAACAUCACCAAUAUUGCUCUCAAGAAUGGAUUCGCUAUGUACUCUAUAACACCAGACAUAGCACACACUAAUUCGACCCUUAAUAUUGUGGUUAAAUAUAAAGAGGUAUCAGAGCGUAUAGUGAACGUUCAAAAAAGUCUAUCUCCUGGAGGACAGUACAUCACUUUAGAAGUGCUAUCAAGUCAUACAUCAGUCGAUGACAAAAUACAUGCUAAGAUAGUGGCCACAGAGCCCAUGGACAUUAUUCAUUAUGUUGUUAUUGGAAGAGGUGAUAUUGUCGUCGCUAAAUCGCUAGAGCUGAAUCCACCUCUCCGUACAAUAGACAUUACCAUACCAGUAACAUCAGCCAUGGCGCCAGGCUGCACGUUACUAGCGUGGUACCCACGAUUGGACUCCGCUGAUCGACUGCUUGCUGCUGCUGUGUAUGUGCCUAAUGAUAAACUGCUGCAGAAUAAGGUGACAGUAACUCCCGUAUCAUCGAGUUCAGUAUUCCGACCCAACGGUUUGGUCGAGUUCCGUGUGACAGGAGAGCCUGGUUCCCAGGCUGGGUUACUCGGAAGCGAUGUGAAAGCUAUCGCUAGUGGCCUUGCUGAUCCGUUGGGAAGUGGGCUGGAUAUGCAUACGAUCGAACGAGAAGUGGAGAGUUUCAUUGGUAUAAAGCACUCCAUUUUCAAAAACGAAGACACAUUACCGGGAAUGGGUUUCGAUUUGGGCGGUCGUUCUACUGUGGAUGUGUUUCAUAACGCUGGUGUUGUGAUUUUAACUGAUGGUAUUGUUACCAGUAAUGUACAAGAACCCGAAGCAAUAGAAACCGGUACACGUGCACCGAGCGCUGGCCCGUACGCAUUCAGCCGUGUUCCCACGCCGCCUUCUCCGCGCCUGCACCUCUCCGCCAGCGCUCACAACACGUGGAUGUUCAACAAUUUGUCUAUCGGAGACGAUGGCAAAGGCUCCAGGGAGGGUUGGUCUCCAUUAACUCCCGGUAGUUGGUCCGUAGGAGCAUUCGCUAUACAUCCUACCUUAGGUCUAGGUCUUGCACCUCCACAACAAUUUACUACCACAGUCCCAUUGACAAUAACAGCAGAACUACCCGAAACACUACAAAAGGGAGAAACCUUAGCUGCCGUUGUGACAUUGAAAAGUUCGCUAUCCUUGGACACGUCUAUUGAAAUCACAUUCCACAACUCCGACCAAUACUUCGAAUUCGAACCUUUGGAAAAUACGAUCGAGUCUACGAAAAAGAUCGAAUUAUUCCGUCGUCUACGUCUAACAGUACCAGCGCGUGGUUCAGCAAGUACUGCGUUUUUGGUCAGCGUCGUGCGAGUUGGGGAAGCGCCUGUUAUCGUUGAGGCCACUGGGAAUGGCGUUUCCGCUUCUCUGUUUAGAACUAUUGAUGUUAAGGAUGGCUACCAAGAAGAAGUCUGGUCAUGGUCUCUCCUCGACGCUCGACGCGGAGUGGCCCGCGCUAACAUAUCUCUAUCUCCCGCACUCGGAACAAGAGUUGCUGCUGUAUCUUUAGAAGCAGCUGGAGAUCUAAUGGCGAACUCCUUCCGUGCGUUGAAAGUUCCAUCUACUGUUGCCGCUGAUGCUGCGUAUGCGUUACGACCAUUGGCUAGAGCUUGCAUACUGCUGGACUAUCUUCAGGAGACAGAGCAAGGUGAUGAAAUAACAAUAUCCAAAGAGGCGCGUGCUCAAGCUUCAUUUGGCUAUCAAAGGUUGAUGGCAUUCCGCAAGCCAGACGGAUCAUUCUCACAAGAAACAGGAGAAGAUGCUGAAUCGGAUGUUUUCAUGACAGCAACAGCAGCUCGCUGGCUGUCCCGCUCGAGCCGCUACGUGCCGGUUACACCAGCAGCUGGUGCAGCAGCUCGUUGGCUCGCAGCAGCUCAGGGAGCAGAUGGCGCUUGGACCGCUCCACCUGCACCGAGACGAAAUGCACCCGCGUUACAGACAUAUGCUCUCACUGCUCAUGCACUGAUCGCACUACUUGAUACUAAGGGCAGCGAAGUCCUCUACAAGAACGCGAUAAACAAAGGCGUGGACUACAUAGCACGUCACCUCACAGACGAGUUGGACGCGCAGGCACUCGCGCUAGCGGCCGCUGCACUAGCUGCUGCACGACACCCGCAAGCCACGCGAGCUUUAGAACUUAUGGAUAGAUACUCUAAUACUACUGCAUCCGCAUUAUUUUGGUCUCGCAAGCUACCCGGUUCUGAAUGGAGAAACCCUUGGCUAAAGGGCAACAGUUUGGAAGCGUCCACAGCCGCGUGGGCUCUCCGCGCCAUGUUGAACUCCAGGCUGGUGGAAGAAGGUGUUCCUGUAGCUAGGUACCUUCUACAAGCUUUAGACCCUCGUGAUCAGGAUCCUGAUGUUUUGGAUGCACUGGCCCAAUUUGCUGAAGCGAUAAAAACGUCCACUAAGUUAAGGGUGGCAGUUAAUGUCACGGGCUUCGAAGAACCUCGCCAGUUUAACAUCGACAGUGAUAAUGCCCUUAUCAUACAAACACAAUUGAUACGCAACAUCAGAUCAGCGAGUGCGAUAACAGAAGGGCGGGGGCUUGCAGUAGUGGGGCUCAGUGCUAAGGGCAGUACCAACGUGACAGCUGCUUGGCCCAGAUACACACUUGACCCGAGAGUAGACCAAGUUUCUACUAAGGAUCGUUUGCAACUCUCCAUUUGUAUUGGAUUCGUGCCAGUUGGAAAUGAAACAGAGAGUGGUUUAACACUCCUCACAGUGCAGCUGCCGUCGGGCUACCUUGCUGAUAUUAACACUAUAACUGAACUUACGGCUGCUCGUCACAUAGUGGGCGCGCGGUUACGAGCGGGCGGUGCGCGUGUAGUGGCUUGGUUACGUGCAUCUCGCGGUGAACGAUGCGCUACAUUGGCCGCGCCACGAGCUCUGCCGGUUGCUAGGCAACGGCCUGGAUGGGCCACGCUGAUGGAUCUAUACGAUUCGAGCCACCGCGCGCGCAUGUUCUUCCGCGCGGUAUCGAGCAGCGCGUGUGACGUGUGCCGCGCGUGGGCGUCGUGCGCGCGCGCGUGCGGCGCACUGGCCCCGCAGCGCGCACCCAUAGCUACCCCCGCCCCCGCACCUGAUGCCGCGCAUGCGCACUCGCCUGCACUUAGUGUUGUAGUGGGAUUGGUGCUAGCGCUACUGCUGAAAUGCUAAAAAUUAUAGUGCUAACCGGACCGCUUCAAGAAGUUGAGACCGACCGGCUUGAAGCCGCGACCACGCGAUGAACUACAGACAUUCAUUGACUGCCGUACACGGCCUACUCGAGCCGUCGCGACCCUUCAAGCCGUCAACUGCGCAGUUUGUAGCGAUAGCUCGAGCAGUCAACGACCGACCGCUCGAGCAGUCCGUGUAGAACCGUUCUAACUGUACACCUCCUCCGCCCCGCGCACCUAAUGCCGCGUACACACACUCGCCUGUAUUUAGUAUUAUAGUGGAAUUGGUGCAAGCGUUACUUGUGCGAUGUUAAUAACUAAUACCAAUUUGUACUCCUCCUAACAUCUCCGCCUCCACCCGUUAGUUUUUUCUUAAAAGAUUAGGCAUAAAAACAAUCACGAGUGUUAUAAAUAAUAAGUAAUAACUAUUUAUUACACUCGUGAUUGAUCAAAUAAAUUAUUUUUUGUGACACUAGAAACGCGUGUUACACGCUGUACGUCAUCGACGGAACAUAAUAUUUAGUGUUAUAUCGGGCUAGCACUAGUGUACUGAUACGAUGUUAAAUAAAGUGCGAUCUACAGCACCUUCGCGUAUGAAUUGUAGUGCUUGUAAAUAUCCAACGUGUACACAGCACACCCUUCACCAAAAGUAACAGUGCGAUUCGUAGUAGCCCAGUUGAGCUAAAUAAAAAUAGUGCAGUUGCACUGCGACCGCCGACCACACAUUUCGGACGUGCGCGCUCUACUGCUAGUACGAAUUGUAGUUAUACUAGCUAACUACUAGUUAUUAUUCUGUGGUUAUACUAGCAACUCUAGAACAACCACGAAACAUUUCGAUUCCUGGGAAAUACUGGUGCUGAAGACUGCACGAUUAAUACGUAAUGAAAAAAAACAGUGAAAAUUAACAGUUACUCGUGACUCGUCCCAAAAAAUAAUCUUCAUGAGAAAAUAUUUCGAAAAAAAAAUACUUAUAAAAUGUUAGAUACGGAUGAUACGCAUUAAGCAAUCAUUUUUUGUGAUAUACCUAAUUAAUAUUAUUAAGUAGGUACUAAUACUUGUACUAAUUAAAAAUAUGUAUAAAAACAAACUUAAUCUUCCGUUUCUUCUACCUAGUCACAGAUAUUCCGUUUUUAAUUGUACCUACAUGAUUUUUAUUUUUAUAUAUUUAUUUAGUGUACUAAUAAACUUGAAAUUUAUAUAAUGCCUCACCACUGUACCCUAGUAUUCUCCAGAAAAAUACUAUCACAUAUCGUUACACUUACAUGGCAGCUAGAUUGUAAUUUAUAGCAUUUUCUUCGUCAUAUGACGAAACAAGACGUCUUAAAUGCAGAAAUUAUGUACAAAUAUAGAAACUGCUAAGGCUGGUUGCAGAGCUUGACCGACCAUCAGUGCGUACGUCAGUCGCGAUUGUCAUAUGUAUGGAAAUUCAUAAAACCGUUCAUAGCUAGACCGA
Molecule: messenger RNA, 5936 nt
Organism: Colias croceus (clouded yellow)
Lineage: Eukaryota; Metazoa; Arthropoda; Insecta; Lepidoptera; Pieridae
Product: C3 and PZP-like alpha-2-macroglobulin domain-containing protein 8
Exons: 26
Coding region: 180-4484 (1434 amino acids)
Cellular component (GO): extracellular region
Molecular function (GO): endopeptidase inhibitor activity
Source: RefSeq, a predicted model, not a curated record